UUGGGUCCGGCCCUGGGGAAUCAUAUCAUGUCGCGCCCGAAGAAUCAAAAUUACAAGGGCCAUGGACUGUCAAAGGGAAAAGAGCGAGAGCAGAGAGCAUCAAUCCGAUUCAAGACCACUCUCAUAAAUACUCUCAUGGAUGUCCUUCGCCACAGGCCAGGAUGGGUGGAAGUAAAGGAUGAAGGGGAGUGGGAUUUCUACUGGUGUGACGUCAGCUGGCUCCGGGAGAACUUUGACCACACCUACAUGGACGAGCACGUGCGCAUCAGUCACUUCCGAAACCACUACGAGCUGACGCGCAAGAACUACAUGGUGAAGAACCUGAAGCGGUUCAGGAAACAACUGGAGCGCGAGGCCGGAAAGCUGGAGGCAGCCAAGUGCGACUUCUUCCCCAAAACCUUUGAGAUGCCAUGCGAGUACCACCUGUUCGUGGAGGAGUUCCGCAAAAACCCGGGAAUCACCUGGAUCAUGAAGCCUGUAGCCCGGUCCCAAGGGAAGGGCAUCUUCCUCUUCCGGAGGCUGAAGGACAUCAUGGACUGGAGGAAGGGCACCGCGGGCAAGAAGCUGACCAGCUUAGAGGCCCCGCCGGCCCGGAGCGCUGUCAAUCCCUCUGGCAGCCAUGAUGCAAGAAGUUCUGAUGACCAGAAGGAUGAGAUCCCUGUGGAGAACUACGUAGCUCAGCGCUAUAUCGAAAAUCCCUACCUGAUAGGAGGCCGCAAGUUUGACCUGCGCGUCUAUGUGCUGGUGAUGUCGUACCUCCCGCUUCGGGCCUGGCUGUACCGGGAUGGCUUUGCCCGAUUCUCCAACACCCGCUUCACCCUGAGCAGCAUUGAUGACCAAUAUGUUCAUCUCACCAAUGUUGCUGUGCAAAAGACAUCUCCUGACUACCACGCAAAGAAGGGCUGCAAGUGGAUGCUCCAGCGCUUCCGUCAGUACCUUGCGUCCAAGCACGGGCCCGAGGCGGUGGAGACGCUCUUCAGCGAUAUGGACAACAUCUUUGUCAGGAGCCUGCAGAGUGUGCAGAAGGUGAUCAUCAGCGACAAGCACUGCUUUGAGCUGUACGGCUAUGACAUCCUCAUAGACCAGAACCUCAAGCCGUGGCUCCUGGAGGUCAAUGCAUCCCCGUCAUUGACAGCCAGCAGCCAGGAGGACUAUGAGCUCAAGAUCUGCCUCUUGGAAGACACCCUGCAUGUGGUGGACAUGGAGGCCAGGCUCACAGGAAGGGAGAAGAGAGUGGGAGGCUUUGACCUCAUGUGGAAUGAUGGCCCUGUCAGCAGAGAAGAGGGGGCUCCUGACCUGUCGGGGAUGGGGAACUUUGUGACCAACACACACCUUGGCUGCGUCAAUGACCGGAACAACCAGCUGAGGCAACUAUUCCACUCCCUUCAGAGCCAGAAGAAAGCCUCCAGUUAGUCCUGGCAGCAGGGACAGC
Callorhinus ursinus (northern fur seal) is the source of this 1432-nucleotide messenger RNA. It is a transcript of the gene TTLL9, whose product is annotated as tubulin tyrosine ligase like 9. Gene Ontology annotation, molecular function: tubulin binding; tubulin-glutamic acid ligase activity; ATP binding. Lineage: Eukaryota; Metazoa; Chordata; Mammalia; Carnivora; Otariidae. The record is from RefSeq and is a predicted model, not a curated record. Gene Ontology annotation, biological process: protein polyglutamylation; microtubule cytoskeleton organization. Gene Ontology annotation, cellular component: ciliary basal body.